Messenger RNA from Dipodomys spectabilis (banner-tailed kangaroo rat), 1509 nucleotides. RefSeq names its product potassium voltage-gated channel modifier subfamily F member 1 (gene Kcnf1). The record is from RefSeq and is a predicted model, not a curated record. Gene Ontology annotation, biological process: protein homooligomerization; potassium ion transmembrane transport. The transcript has a single exon. Gene Ontology annotation, cellular component: voltage-gated potassium channel complex; membrane. Bases 4 to 1509 code for a protein of 501 amino acids. Gene Ontology annotation, molecular function: voltage-gated potassium channel activity. NCBI's taxonomy places the organism in Eukaryota, Metazoa, Chordata, Mammalia, Rodentia, Heteromyidae.
ACGAUGGACGGCUCGGAGGAGCGCAGCCUCCCGGAGCCCGGCAGCCCGGGCUCGGCGGCGGCGGCGGCGGCGGGCGACGACAUGGAGAUCGUGGUGAACGUGGGGGGCGUGCGGCAGGUGCUGUACGGAGACCUGCUGAGCCGGUACCCGGAGACCCGGCUGGCCGAGCUCAUGACCUGCCUGGCGGGGGGCUACGACACCAUCUUCUCCCUGUGCGACGACUACGACCCCGGCCGGCGCGAGUUCUACUUCGACCGGGACCCGGACGCGUUCAAGUGCGUCAUCGAGGUGUACUACUUCGGAGAGGUGCACAUGAAGAAGGGCAUCUGCCCCAUCUGCUUCAAGAGCGAGAUGGACUUCUGGAAGGUGGACCUCAAGUUCCUGGACGACUGCUGCAAGAGCCACCUGAGCGAGAAGCGCGAGGAGCUGGAGGAGAUCGCGCGGCGCGUGCGCCUCAUCCUGGACGACCUGGGCGGGGACGCGGCGCCGGGCCGCUGGCGCCGAGGCCAGAAGAGCGUCUGGAAGUUCCUGGAGAAGCCCGAGUCGUCGCGCCCGGCCCGCGUGGUGGCCGUGCUGUCCUUCCUGCUGAUCCUGGUGUCCUCCGUGGUCAUGUGCGUGGGCACCAUCCCGGAGCUGCAGGUGCUGGACGCCGACGGCAACCGCGUGGAGCACCCCACGCUGGAGAACGUGGAGACGGCGUGCAUCGGCUGGUUCACGCUCGAGUACCUGCUGCGCCUCUUCUCCUCGCCCAACAAGCUGCACUUCGUCCUGUCCUUCAUGAACAUCGUGGACGUGCUGGCCAUCCUGCCCUUCUACGUGAGCCUCACGCUCACGCACCUGGGCGCGCGCAUGAUGGAGCUCACCAACGUGCAGCAGGCCGUGCAGGCGCUGCGCAUCAUGCGCGUGGCGCGCAUCUUCAAGCUGGCCCGCCACUCCUCAGGCCUGCAGACCCUCACCUACGCCCUCAAGCGCAGCUUCAAGGAGCUCGGCCUGCUGCUCAUGUACCUGGCCGUGGGCAUCUUCGUCUUCUCGGCGCUGGGCUACACCAUGGAGCAGAGCCAUCCCGAGACCCUGUUUAAGAGCAUCCCGCAGUCCUUCUGGUGGGCCAUCAUCACCAUGACCACCGUGGGCUACGGGGACAUCUACCCCAAGACCACCCUGGGCAAGCUCAACGCCGCCAUCAGCUUCCUGUGCGGGGUCAUUGCCAUCGCGCUGCCCAUCCACCCCAUCAUCAACAACUUUGUCAGGUACUACAACAAGCAGCGCGUCCUGGAGACGGCCGCCAAGCACGAGCUGGAGCUGAUGGAGCUCAACUCCAGCAGCGGGGGCGAGGGCAAGGCCGGGGGCUCGCGCAGCGACCUGGACGCCCUCCCGCCGCCACCAGAGCCUGCCGCCAAGGAGCCGCCCAGCUGGGGCGGCAGCCGGCUGAAGCUGUCCCACAGCGACACCUUCAUCCCCCUGCUGACAGAGGAGAAGUACCAUAGGACCCGGCUGCAGAGCUGCAAGUGA